This is a messenger RNA of Bombina bombina (fire-bellied toad), 3407 nucleotides long. RefSeq names its product far upstream element binding protein 3 (gene FUBP3). The transcript is spliced from 19 exons. The record is from RefSeq and is a predicted model, not a curated record. Gene Ontology annotation, molecular function: mRNA binding. NCBI's taxonomy places the organism in Eukaryota, Metazoa, Chordata, Amphibia, Anura, Bombinatoridae. Gene Ontology annotation, biological process: regulation of gene expression. Bases 107 to 1798 code for a protein of 563 amino acids. Gene Ontology annotation, cellular component: cytoplasm; nucleus.
CCGCCGGAAGUCGUUCGCGUUGUGGCACCGAGGUUUCCGUUUCUGGGACCCCGGGCGCAGUGAGGGAGGUCGGUGCAGCGGCGGCCUCCUCCUGUAGGCGGGUGUCAUGGCGGAGUUGGUGCAGGGACAGAGCGCUGCUCCCGUCGGGAUAAAGUCGGAGGCGUACGCGGAGGCGCUGCACCGGGUCCGGCAGAGUCAUGGCGAUGUCAGCCCUGAAGAGCUUGCACGGUACCUCCAUGUGCUACAGAUCGCUGCUAAAAUAGAUGGAAUCCCACACUUGAAUAAUUCCGGAUCGCUAGUGGACACAUCCAUGUACGGAUAUGCAGUCCAAAAAAGACCUCUUGAUGAUGGGGUUGGCAACCAGUUAGGGGCUCUGGUACAUCAAAGGACUGUGAUGACAGAAGAAUAUAAAGUGCCUGAUAAGAUGGUUGGAUUCAUUAUUGGAAGAGGAGGAGAGCAGAUUUCUCGGAUUCAGACAGAGUCUGGCUGCAAAAUUCAGAUAGCUCCAGAUAGUGGUGGAAUGCCCGAGAGGCCCUGUGUACUGACUGGAGCACCAGAAAGUAUAGAGCAAGCAAAACGUCUCUUAGGUCAGAUAGUGGAUCGCUGUCGGAAUGGUCCCGGAUUUCACAGUGAUAUGGACGGAAACAGCACGGUUCAGGAGAUUCUAAUCCCAGCUUCCAAAGUGGGUCUUGUCAUUGGCAAAGGUGGAGAGACCAUCAAACAGCUGCAGGAGAAGACUGGUGUUAAAAUGAUCAUGAUCCAAGAUGGUCCGUUACCUACUGGAGCAGACAAACCGCUUAGGAUUACAGGCGACCCAUACAAAGUGCAGCAAGCAAGAGAGCUGGUCCUUGAAAUAAUCAGAGAAAAGGAUCAGGCUGAUUUCAGAGGGGUUCGAAGUGACUUCAGCUCCAGGAUGGGGGGAGGUAGCAUAGAGGUGUCUGUGCCUAGGUUCGCUGUGGGAAUCGUAAUAGGACGGAACGGGGAAAUGAUCAAAAAGAUUCAGAAUGACGCAGGAGUAAGAAUUCAGUUCAAACCAGAUGAUGGUGUCAGUCAUGAAAGACUUGCACAGGUAAUGGGCCUUCCUGACCGGUGCCAGCAUGCUGCUCACCUUAUCAAUGACCUGAUUGUGACAGCACAGGAACGAGAUGGAUUUGGAAGCCUUGCCCUCACUCGAGGAAGGGGGCGUACUCGUGGUGACUGGAACAUUUGUACGCCAGGAGGAAUGCAAGAAAUCACAUACAGUGUUCCAGCUGACAAAUGUGGACUUGUGAUUGGCAAAGGGGGUGAAAAUAUUAAAAGUAUAAACCAGCAGUCAGGGGCCCAUGUGGAACUCCAGAGAAACCCUCCUCCUAACACAGACCCAGCAGUAAGAAUAUUCACCAUUCGAGGUCCCCCACAACAUAUCGAGAUGGCGCGGCAUCUGAUUGAUGAAAAAGUUGGCGGAUCUGCAAUCAGUGCUCCAAGCAGCUUUGGCCAGAGUCCUUUUAACCAGGCACAUGCAACACCUCAUCAAAAUGGUCCUCAAGCUUUUGUAACACAGAGUUGGGGCAGCACUUAUCAGGCGUGGCAGCAGCCCGGGCAACAGCUUCCAGGACAGCAGAACCAGCAGCAAAACACUCAGCCUGAUUACAAAGCAUGGGAGGAGUAUUACAAAAAACAGAAUCAAGCAGCCAGUGCCCCCUCCCAGGCGAGCUCGCAACCAGACUACACCAUGGCUUGGGCAGAGUAUUACAGACAACAAGCUGCGUACUAUGGACAGACGUUGGGGCAAGGUCAAACUCAUAGUCAGGAGCAGUAGAACAAGUGUCCAGUCAAUGGAGUUUUAUUUCACUUUUUUUUUUCUUGUUUCCAUUGGAAUCGUUGAGAAAAAAGAACCUUAAUUUGUAACAGGUUUCUAGAUUUACAGACCUUUUUUGAUGACUUUUUUCUUUGUAAAACACUAGCUGUAGGGUAAAAUCUAUACUGAACUGCUAAAAAAAAUAAAAAAAAAAUCAGGAUUCUAUAAUAUACUAAAGAUAUAAAUUACCUACUGGGAUUCUUUUUUAUGUUUUUUUUUCCCUUUUGUUUGUUUUUUUGUUUGCUUCAUGUUUUUUUUCCAACCUAUGGGGAAAAAAGUGUUAACCUGAAUUCUUUUUGGAACUGAACAGAUAAAUAUAUAUAUAUAUAUUAUAAUAAUAAUAAUAAAAAAAAGUCCUCCAUUACUUAGCCCUUUGCCCCCCGGUGCUGAAAUUGCUAAAUAUUUGUCUCAUUUUUUGUAGCAUUUUUUGUCUUUGACAAUUCAGCUUGGAGGUCUUAUCAUCACAAUACAAAAAAAAUGUAUGGGAAAAAAAAUAUGUACACAGCUCAGUAAUUUUUUUAAUGUGUAUUUAAAUAUUCUUAACUGUAAAUUCAUUAAAUGUUUUACGUCUAAUUUUCUGGUAUUAUGACUAUUUGAUUUUAUUGCAUAUUUGUUUUUGUUUUUUAAGUUUAAUUAACAAUCUGUUACCUUGUUCUACAUUGUAAUUGUAAGUACAAAAUAUUUGAAUUUUGUUUUUUUUUUGUUUUUUUGAGACAAGUAUUGUGUGGGGGUUAAAUGGGAUGGGGGGCAGGGUCAUAUUUUGUAGGCUUUGUAUAAUACCUAGGGUUUUGAAGGGUUAAUAUAAAAAUUGAUUGUUAAUCCUUUUCUUGCCAGGGAGGUCUGCAAUACAUUAGAGAGUAAUGCGCGGCAUGCAUCUCUGGCAAGGCAGGGGUGCAUUUUUUUAAAAGCAAUGUUUAUUAUGAGUUAUGUUGCCUCUGUAUAUCAGACAUCCAAGCUGUAACAGGAAUUACCUUUUUUUGUGCUGUCAAAUAUAAAUACUAUUAUUUUUAAUAUGAAUAAAUCAGAUGUUAUGAUCUUUAAAUAAUGCAAAACACUGUGGAACAUUUAACAGUAUGGAAAAGUUUAAAAAAGAAUCUUAGUAACUAUUUUUUAACUCGGGUUCAUAUUUUUUGGUUUGUUUUAAAUAUUUUCUUAUCUAAUUGUCAAAUUUACCAUAGAAAUAAAUUAAAAAAAAUAGUAUUAACCACAGUAUGUGCUAAAAUGUUUUCUGAUUUAAUAAAAGGGAUCUGAUUUUGAAUGUUUGUAGUUUUCCUUGUAUAGAUGACUAGUUUGUUUUUUUUAUUAUAUUUUUUUUUGUUUGUUUUUUUGACGAAAAUUUAAUUUUAUUUAAAAAAAAUUUUUUUUGCGUUUCUAAUAUUAAUCCAUGGGAACAUUCCUUUUUUUGGAGGGGGCUGUUUUUUUCUUUUCUGCUUACAUAAUGUUUAACUAUUAAAGAAAACACAAUUUGAUGAUAUUGAAUAUGUUACACAGAGAUGUCGUCUUCAUCUGCAAUUGAAUUUUACACUCUAUAUAAUAAAAAUGCCACAAGGCUUCUUGUGGAUCAAAAUGU